GGUACCACAGGCAAAAAGGUUUCAUGUACAAAGUGUACCGGCCCUCAGCUGUUCACCCUCACCAUCCUCAUGUUACGUGGACGUGUUUUAAGUUUAACUAAACCCCACUGAGUCCCUGUCACGGCGGAGGAACCGCUCUUUAACCGUUACCGUUUCAGGGGGGAACCUUUCAGCUGCCGUAUUUCUACACGGAAUACUGUCACACCGGGACCGUAAAUACACCGUCGUAGCUGUCCCUGCGGUGUAGCAGAGAGGGAAAGGAUGGAGGUUUAAGGUUGUAUAUCACCAGCUUCAAUGAAACCAGACGUGAAAGCAGAGCCGUUAAGUUUGCUGGUUCCGGUGUGAAAGUGUGACUGAAGCCGGAGAUGGAGUCGUGUCGGCGGACAGGACUCAGCGGGGUCCUGUGCUCCCUGUCACUGCUGUGUGUCAUCCUGGAUAUCCAGCUGGACGGUGUCUUGGGGGCGACUCAUGUCGAGAUCGAGCACCACUUGGAGAUGGGCCGCAAACUUUUGGCUGCUGGUCAGCUGGCCGAGGCCUUGUCCCACUACCACUCGGCUGUGGAGGGAGACUCUAAGAAUUACCUGACCUACUACAAGCGAGCCGCGGUGUUUCUGGCGAUGGGAAAAUCCAAAUCUGCCCUGCCAGACCUCACCAGAGCCAUCCAGCUCAAACCCGACUUCCUGGCUGCCAGGUUGCAGAGAGGGAAUAUCCUGCUGAAGCAGGGUAACACUCAGGAGGCCAGGGAGGACUUUGAAGCCGUGCUGCAGCGCUCCCCAGACCACGAAGAGGCUCAGGACCAGCUGAUGAAAGCGAACGAGCUGGAGGAGCUGCAGGAGGAUGCGCAUGCCGCGUACCACCAAGGAGACUACAGCGCCACCAUCAGCGUGUUGGAGAGAGUCAUUGAGAUCUCUCCUUGGGAUCCUGAGUCGCGGGAGCUCCGUGCAGAAUGUUACAUCCGCAUGGGGGAUCCUCAGAAAGCCAUCCUGGAUCUGACGCCGACCACGAGGCUACGCAACGACAACCGCGCCGCCUUCCUGAAGCUCAGCAUGCUGCAUUACAGCCUCGGGGAUCACCACGAGUCACUCAAUCACAUCCGGGAGUGUCUGAAGCUGGAUCAGGAUGACAAGGAGUGUUUCAGCCACUACAAGCAGGUGAAGAAGCUCAGCAAGCAGCUGGACGCAGCAGAGGAGCUCAUUGAGCAGACGAGGUACGAGGAAGCCAUUGAAAAGUACGAAUCAGUGAUGAAGACAGAGCCCAAUGUCCCACACUACACAAACCUGGCCAAAGAGAGGAUCUGCUUCUGCCUUGUCAAGAUUAACUUGGCUCAGGAGGCCAUAGACGUGUGUUCAGAGGCUCAUCAGAGAGACCCUCGCAACGCCAACGUCCUCCGAGACCGAGCCGAGGCUUACAUCCUCAACCAGGAGUACGAGAAAGCUGUGGAGGACUACAUAGAGGCGAGAGAGUUUGACGGCGAAGGCGACCGCAUCGAUCUCAAAGAGGGCCUGGACCGAGCACAGAAACUGCUGAAAAUCUCUCGUAAGAGGGAUUACUACAAGAUCCUCGGUGUCGGCAGGAAUGCAAACAAGCAGGAGAUCAUCAAGGCGUACAGGAAGCUGGCGCAGCAGUGGCACCCCGACAACUUCCAGUCUGAGGCGGAGAAGAAAGAAGCAGAAAAGAAGUUUAUCGACAUCGCGUCAGCUAAAGAAGUCCUCACUGACCCAGAAAUGAGGCAGAAGUUUGACGCAGGUGAGGAUCCCCUGGACCCGGAAAACCAGCAAGGUGGCGGCGGAGGUGGAGGGCAGGGCUGGCCGUAUCACUUCAACCCGUUUGAGUCUGGCGGCAGCUUCCACUUCAAGUUCCACCACAACUAGAGUGGCGGAGGUGACGAACACGAGGGGGGGACGGGGGUUGGGGACAUUUGGGAAGAUCAAUAGCGGAUUUAUGGAGAAGUCUUCCUCAGAACUUGUGCUUCAGCUUGGACACAGUUUCGUCGGUUACUUGAACCUUUUGAUUUUUAACGCAGCGGAGGCUUGAGCUGUACAGUGAAAGGAAAAUGGACUUCCAGCCACUAACACUAAAGAUGUGACCGUGGCUGCUGUCGAAUUAACUCAUCGCUGUGGUUGAAGAAAAUGAAGUCAACACUUGAGAUCCUUAGGAACGGAAAGGUGGUGGUUGAAAGCAGUCGAUGUGGGUGUCUGCUCUUGUUCCUCAUUUCUUUCUUUGUGCCAUUCUUUGAACCUUUUGUGAAGGGGCUCUUUUUUUAAUGCAGUAGUUGUUCGGACAGUUCGUAGGAGGACUGUCAGUGUAUUGGUUUCUGCUCACAGUAUUCUGCAGAGGAAUUACAUGUUUACCGAUCUCCAUAUUUUUGACCAUGUCAAACUUCUCUGUGCUAUAAAACUGAGAUUUUUAUACAUCACGACAUCAGGAAGCAUUUUGUUUGAGCGUCUACAUUGAUGGUGAGUAGGUGAGACUUCAGCACUGUUAAAGGAAACUUGUGGGUGAAAUCCUAUGGGUCUUAAAUCAGUGAUUGUUUUUGAUUUGAUUUUAUGAGGUACGUUUAAUAUUCUUCAACCUGGUCACUUCUUGUCUCAUGUUUUUGUGUCUACGCGAGACUAACGAAGACCAAUUUUUUAAACUGGUCCAGUAUUGAGCGAGAGUACUGCAGUUGGCAGCAGUGAAACAGGCUGCACCCUCAAUUCACAUCCACUUUAAGUGCGUGUUUUUGCCACUGACAGGCUCAGAUUGUUAUUCUAAGUGUCUGAUAUAAUGGAAAUGAUCCAUACAGAGAUAGACCUUUUUGUUAAAGAGAAAGAUCCCUUCAGUUUAACCAAAAACAGCCUUGAAAUUGCGAUCACCAUACACACCAAGCUGCAUUUAAAUAAUUUGUAAUUUCAGCAUGUAUAGCGCCAGAAUAUUUUUUUAUCAAAGGGGGUAAACUAAAGGUUUAUUUCAACCAAACCAGAGUUGGUGAUUAUUGGAACAGUGGAAAGAUGAACCAAGACAGCCUUUAUGAGUUUUAUUUUAUUUCUGUUGACUUUGUGUGUUUUAUGAUGAUAAAAUUACUGGUCAUUUAACCCUUUAAAACCUGAGCACAUUGGCUUGAUUUCUUUCAAAAACAUGGAAAGAAGGCAACGAGCAACGAAAGAACAAAUGACCUAAAAAAAUUGCAAGAAAUUGGUAAAAAGAGAAAAUUAAAAACAAGAAAAUUGGUUAAAAAAAAAGUUAAACAAGAAAAUCAAUCUAAAUCUACAAUUUUUUCGCCAUUUGUGGGACUUUUUUUUUUUUUUUUUUUUUUUUACCAAGUUGCUCAUUGCAUUUUUUCUCAUGUUUUAAAGAAAUUGCACCAAUUUGUGCAAAAUUAAAAAGUUAAAAUACUUGCGAAAUGUGUCUAAAAGCAGUGCAAGAAAAAAUUGUAAUUCCAGGUUUUGAAGGGUUAAAUGGAGUCUACAGGGUUUCACAACGGUAAUUUUGGGGCUGUUUCUGGUUAAACAAAAAGGGCUAUCUCUGUAGGGAUCCUUUUAUAAUGUUGUCAGACACUUAAAAUAAUAAUCUGAGCCUGUCAGUGGCAAAAACAAAAACUUUCAGUGGACGUACAAUUGCCCUUAUUGGCUACAUCGCAGCCUGUUUCGCUCAGUAUUAGACCAAUUUCAAAAAUUGUUGUCGCCAUCAGUCAGUUACACACAAAAACAUGGGAAAUAAGGGCCCAGGUUGAAAACAGAGAACUUACCCAUUAAAUUACGAUUUGUUUUCAGCAGCUAUCUAAUCAGAAUAAUGUGUGAAUUUUGUAUUUCAAUGGAAAUAUUAUCUCUUCAACAGGCUUUAUAUCCGGGUUUAAAACAUUACGGAUGUAACUGUUAAUUAAAACUCACGUCACCAUAUUUAACUGACGAAAAAAGUUAAAUAUUCUGGACAAAAGCAGAGCAAUUCAUGACUGAGUCCAAGGUUGUAGUAUUUCGCCCUUUUCCCUGGUCACUCAUUUCAAAGCACGUCUUUGAAAACUUGCACUUUUACCUUUUAUGUUUGAAAAACCACUCCACGUCUCCUCCACUCCUGAAACGUUACUGUGGGCUUUAGAAAAGCCUUUCAAAGACUCUUUACAAACCAAGUGUGUCUUCUGUGGUUCUCUCAAAGCCUCAUUUUGGAAAAAGGUCUAUCAGAAAAAUGCACAUUUAAAAUGUGAUGCUGAGCUGGAGCGGGUGUGUUGCAUUAGUUACAGGUCUGCGACGUAUUGUAUGUAAUUCAUAUACAGUGCAUUUGUAUAAUUUGUCUGACAGGAUGCAUUUGAAAAUAUCAAUGAGGCUCCAGUUUUACAGCCAGGAAAGACACACAACAGUUUAAUAAAGAUCUGACUUUCUCAGUACAAACUACGUUAUUGUGUCACUAACAACUUAAAGUGACCAUAACAGCUUCCUGUCCACUGCUCGACUCUGUGAACUAAAUGUGACUGGCUCUUUGUAUUUAAAUGGACUGAGUGGGAUGGUUUUGUUUCUGGGUUUUCUUUUUAGGGGUUUCUGCUGUUUGUGGCAUCAAUUUUACUGUUGCCAGACUGAGUCAGCUGACAUGCUCAAGCAUAUUAAAAUACUGAAACAAUCCAA
Messenger RNA from Epinephelus fuscoguttatus (brown-marbled grouper), 4595 nucleotides. RefSeq names its product DnaJ (Hsp40) homolog, subfamily C, member 3b (gene dnajc3b). Bases 366 to 1871 code for a protein of 501 amino acids. Gene Ontology annotation, molecular function: misfolded protein binding; protein-folding chaperone binding. Gene Ontology annotation, cellular component: endoplasmic reticulum. The record is from RefSeq and is a predicted model, not a curated record. Lineage: Eukaryota; Metazoa; Chordata; Actinopteri; Perciformes; Serranidae. The transcript has 12 exons. Gene Ontology annotation, biological process: protein folding in endoplasmic reticulum.